AUGCUGAUACUGAACUGUAUAUCGGCGAUAAGCCUCGUGCUCGUGCUCAACGCCAUCGAAUCCCUGGGACACCUGUCGCCCUUUCAUCGGGUGGCCGGCCUCGAUCGUCGAGCCCUCGAGAGAAACAGGACGGAGAGAGGCUAUCUGAAACUCACGGACGUGAGAACGGCGGAAUCGUGCGACGAGGGAACCGAGUCCUGCCGGACAACAUUCAGUACCUACGUCAAUUAUGUCGAGUCGGAUCUGCGCGAUUUCCCGAGGGAGAGGAGCCCGUUCGAGAAAAUCUGGCUGGAGAAAAUACCGCUGCCGCCGAUCGCCGUGGCCGAGUCCAGAUCGACGCCCAAAGGAGCUUGCAGGCGACAGCUGAGCCGCUACUUCCAAGAUCUGAGGGAUGGAAAAUUGUGGGCGGUGCAGAUGUUCGACGCAUCGGCGAAAUAUCCGUACGGCAUAAUCGACGGUCAGACGCGUCACCUGGGCAGCUUCGACCAGUGCUACCGGGUCGACACCUGGCUGGCGCCCGCGACCAAGUACGAGCGACUGCCCGAGCGCGUGCGAGGCCGCUACUGCCUCGUGGACUUUGAGUACAAGCAAAAACGCGAUCGGCCAAGAGGACGCAAUGGGCAAAAACUCGGCUUCGACUUCAAUCCGAAAGGCUCGGCUUGGGAGGCCGUCAAGGAAAAGGGCGACUUUCGCAGGGUACGACGCUACAACGUGCAAAUGGCGCUGUGCGUGCCGGCGGCCUGCAGCCCGGCGGAGGUGAGCCAGGCCCUGAGCGCGCCCUACGACGACUUCGCCGCCCAGAACGACCUGUCGAUUCGAGUCAGGAUCGACGAGCACAACUGCCAGACGCAGGCCGAGGAGCCGCGAGUGUCGCGGGGCACCCUCGUCUACGGCCUCGUGCUGGGCGGCAUCGUCGUCACCGUGGUGAUCAGCAGCAUCUACGACGGCACCCUGGAGACGCAGGAGGAGAGGGAGGGCAGCAGCAACGCCCAGAAGCUGCUGCUCUGCUUCUCGGCGAGGCGCAAUCUGCGCACCGUGUUCGAGGUGAGCUACAAGCAUCGGGGCCUCGACACCAUACACUUUUUGCGCUUCGUCUCGAUGUGCAUGGUGCUGAUCGGCCAUCGCAUGAUGCAGUACUACUUCAAUCCGGUGGUCAACAAACGUUACCUCGAGAUGACGUUCGACGUGCCAUCGUUCGUUAUCGUGCACAACGGGCCGAUCAUAGUCGACGGUUUCUUCGCUAUCGGCGGCUUGCUCACCUGUUACGGACUGCUGGAUCAGUUCGACAAAACCAAGCGCAUGAACUUCAUCGGUCUGACCUUCAUACGCUUCCUCAGAUUCACGCCAGCGUACGCACUGAUGAUCUUCUUCAUCGCCUACGUGUUUCCGCAUCUGGGCUCGGGUCCCGAGUGGUCGCAAAAAGUCGUCGCCGAGUCGCAGCACUGCGCCUCAACUUGGUGGGCCAAUCUCUUCUAUCUUAACAAUUACCUGACCAUGGAUCGAAUGUGCAUCUUCCAAUCGUGGUAUCUGUCGGUGGACUUUCACUGCUACCUCGUCGCCAUAGUGUUGAUCUAUCUCUUCUGGAAGUGGCCGAGAAAGAUCGGCUACUCUAUCCUCGGGCUGGUGACUCUUUUGAGCAUCGUCGUGCCGUUUUACAUCACCUACAAGCAUCGCAUACAGCCGCUGUUCAUUGGAUUUCCACAUUUAAAUGGAUUGGCGGACGACUCAUAUUUUCUCAAUUAUUACGUAAAGACACAUCUGAGAAUGAGCGCCUAUCUCAUAGGGGUGAUAGCGGGCGCGAUUCUCUACGAUUAUCAGAGGGCAUCUUGGCGCAUAUCGAAGGAUUACUCCAAGACGCUAUUUUUCGUACUAGUCUUAGUGAUGAGUUAUUACUCGCAGUCGUACGGUUUUCGUUUCUACGACCCGAACGUCAGUCACAGCUCGCUGGAGAUGGCCGUCUACGCGAGCCUUCACAGGGCCACUUUCGCCAUCAGCUUCUGCUCCAUUAUUUUGCUCAUCGAGAUGAGCGACGGUCUGAACGGCUAUUACAAAUUUUUAACGCCUGGUUGGUGUCAGCCGCUGGGACGGCUCACCUAUAGCGUCUUCCUGUCUCACGGCGUCAUACAGACCUAUCACAUGGCCACGGUCCGAACCGCCCGCACGUUCACCAUCAACAGCACGCUCUGGGAUUUCGUGCCGGACGUCGUUUAUUCGUUCUCGCUGGCGCUGCUGAUCGCGAUCGGUAUCGAGGGACCGUUCCGCAAAAUGGAGAAGCACUUCAUCAUGAGGCGGACGACGAAGAGGAGCGAUCGUUCGACUUUCAGGGACGAGUCGCCGGCUUACAGCAUACCAGAACAAUGUUCCGAGACCAAGGACGUCUUCUGAUUCGAUCCUUACUGUAUUUGAUAAUAUUGUGAAAUUGUGUAAAUAACUAGUUUCUGUAAAUAUGUUUAUUAGUUAGUGUUUAUAUAGAAUAAAAAUAUUUUUUAUGCGUA
This is a messenger RNA of Trichogramma pretiosum, 2495 nucleotides long. Its product is annotated as nose resistant to fluoxetine protein 6-like. NCBI's taxonomy places the organism in Eukaryota, Metazoa, Arthropoda, Insecta, Hymenoptera, Trichogrammatidae. The record is from RefSeq and is a predicted model, not a curated record. Gene Ontology annotation, molecular function: acyltransferase activity, transferring groups other than amino-acyl groups. The coding region runs from base 1 to 2385 and encodes 794 amino acids. The transcript is spliced from 10 exons.